Molecule: messenger RNA, 1601 nt
Organism: Ostrinia nubilalis (European corn borer)
Lineage: Eukaryota; Metazoa; Arthropoda; Insecta; Lepidoptera; Crambidae
Gene: Nmt
Product: glycylpeptide N-tetradecanoyltransferase 2
Exons: 1
Coding region: 108-1520 (470 amino acids)
Biological process (GO): N-terminal peptidyl-glycine N-myristoylation
Cellular component (GO): cytoplasm
Molecular function (GO): glycylpeptide N-tetradecanoyltransferase activity
Source: RefSeq, a predicted model, not a curated record
AAUAUAAUCUGUGCAGUCGAAGUAAGUUGUCAUAAACGUCACAAAAAAGAAAAUUGGACCCAUCGUGUGUGAAUUCAUUGAGCUAGCUAAAAAAGAAUAAAAAGAUAAUGGAAGACGGUAAGAUGAAUCAGUCCGGUACUUAUCAAAAAGAAAAUGAUGAUAAACAUACUAAAAAGCGGAAUAAAAACAAGAAAAAGCGUAGCGGUGGGGAUGGCGAUCAUGAACUUACAGCCCCAACCGACACCUUGGUAUCAUUACCAAAUUCUGGCGAUAUACAUCAAAAUAUAUCUCUCAAGGAUUUAAAAAUGGCUAUGGAAGUCUUGAAUUUGCAGCAGAAACCAGCUAAAACUGCGGAGGAAGCGUUACACAAAUCUUAUCAAUUUUGGUCCACCCAACCUGUACCCAAGAUGGAUGAGAAAAUUGUUUCUAAUGAACCCAUUGAACCGCCUAAGUCUUCUGAAGAUAUUCGUGCAGAACCAUAUACUUUACCUGAUGGAUUUCAAUGGGACACUUUGAAUUUAAAUGAACCAUUGGUAUUGAAGGAACUUUAUACUUUGCUCAAUGAGAACUAUGUCGAAGACGAUGACUGCAUGUUUCGCUUUGAUUAUCAAACCGAGUUUUUGAAGUGGGCACUACAGCCACCGGGUUGGAGAAUGGAAUGGCACUGUGGAGUAAGAGUCAUAAAGUCUGGUCGACUUGUUGGGUUUAUUUCAGCUAUUCCAGCUGAUUUGCGAAUAUAUGAUCAUGUGCAGACUGUGGUUGAAAUAAACUUUUUGUGUGUGCACAAGAAACUAAGAGCUAAGAGAGUUGCACCUGUAUUAAUUAGGGAAAUCACGCGCAGAGUUAAUUUGACUGGAAUUUUCCAGGGGGUUUAUACAGCUGGUAUCGUCUUACCUAAACCAAUUGCCACAUGCCGAUAUUGGCACAGAUCAUUGAACCCUAAGAAACUGAUUGACAUCAAAUUCAGUCACCUAUCUAGAAAUAUGACUAUGCAAAGGACUCUGAAGUUGUUUAAACUUCCAGAUGCACCUAAAACUACAGGUUUCCGCAAAAUGGAACCGCAAGAUUGUGAUAGAGUUGUUAAGUUGUUAAACAGCUACUUGAAGAAAUUUGAUCUGGCUCCAAUUUUUUCUGAAGAAGACUUCAAACAUUGGUUUGUACCUCAAACAGGUAUCAUUGAUAGUUUUGUUGUAGAAUCUGAUGGUGAAAUAACAGACUUUGUUAGUUAUUACACGCUGCCCUCAACGGUUGUAUAUCAUCCUGUGCACAAAACAUUGAAAGCAGCAUAUUCAUUUUAUAAUGUAUCUACCAAGACCCCAUGGACUGACUUGAUGCUUGAUGCAUUGAUAACUGCAAAAAAUUCUGGAUUUGAUGUAUUUAAUGCACUGGACUUAAUGGACAAUAAAGAAUUUCUGGAAACUUUGAAAUUCGGUAUAGGAGAUGGAAAUUUGCAAUAUUAUUUAUACAAUUGGAGAUGUCCAACUAUGACACCAAGUAAAAUUGGCUUAGUCCUGCAAUAAGAUCAUAUUUUGUAAAUGCUAGCCAGUGUUUUCUUACACUUUGUGUAGUGUUUUUAUUAUAAUAUAGCUAUAGUACAUAAA